AUGAAGAACGCCUACUGCGAGGACGGAGGAGUACAACUUGAAGGCUCUCAAAUCGUGGAAAGUUCGUCAUACUUCUACCUCGGACGUUCUAUGAACAUGGAAAGCGACUUGAAGGAAGAACUGAAUAGAAGAAUGAGAGCAGCAUGGGCAGCAUUCGCAGCCGUCAGGGAAGCUACGGACCAACUAACGGACAAAGAUCUUGCCCAUCUGUUCGACUUGACAGUUCUUCCAGCGCUCUGUUACGCAGCGGAGACGUGGGCAGACACCGCUGCCACGUCUACGAAGCUACUUGCUACCCACAGAGCUCUUGAGAGAUGUCUUCUGAAGUUUAACUGGCGCACACAACACCUAGCUGGUCUUCGCAGUUCCGACUUAACAGGAAUGUCUCGUCUUCGCGAUCCAGCGGAAUAUAUAUCGAAAGCAAAACAUAGACGGGCCGGUCAUAUCAUGAAAAGAAUCGACGAUGACUUCCCAUCUGCGCGUGGUGGGGCGGAUGUUGCUCGAGAUGCCGUCCAAGAACUGCAGAAGACUAAAGUGGAUGGAGUGGUUUCCGAAGACAUAUCUUCUGACUCUCCAAAAAACGAUUCCUCUGUUUCUAAACCAUCGCAUAUUCCUUUGGAAAAUGAAACUAUUGCUCUAGAAGCACCCUUUGCCCCUUAUAAUAAUGAAGUGGUCAUCUCACAAAUACCUUCGUCUAGCAGAGCCGAUUCUCGAGUCGUCCGAAAAUCGCCCCCGCCUCCCAAAACCGCUACUAGAACAUACACAACACCUUUGGCAAAUGAACCUCUUCUUACUGGGAUACCGACUGACGCUCCUGUCUUGCUUGUAAUAGGUGCUCCUGGUGCUCAAAAGGCGAACAUAGCAAGAUAUUUAGCACAGAAGUAUGAGGGUUUCCUCUUUCUGUCUAUGGGAGUGCUACUCAGAGCAAAAGUUAGCGCGGAGAGCAGAGACGAGUUGUGGCAGAGAGUGGAAAGAAAAAUGGACCAAGGAGAGCCAGUACCCAUGAAGCUCUGCCGUGAAUUGUUGUAUCACCAGCUACAUCGCUAUGGAAAAACGAGCUGGGGCUUUGUCAUAGAGGGUUACCCUAGAACAGAAGCACAGCUUGUCGAUAUUCAAAGCGUGCUAAAAAGAAUCGACAUCGCAAUACUCAUCGAUUGUACAGAGCAAUUCUGUAUAGACACACUGUCGAGGAGGUUUCGAGAUGGCAGUGAAGUACGGCCAGAUGAUUCACCGAAUGUUGUGAAAAGGAGAUUGGCUCUUUUCAAACAAAACACUCUCCCAAUGCUAAAGCUACUGGACGAAAGCGGGCUGUUACGAGUGGGUCGAGCCAUAUGCUACCUAAUACCUACUGCCAACGAGUACUAUGAAAGUACAAAGGAAAGUUAA
Necator americanus (New World hookworm) is the source of this 1386-nucleotide messenger RNA. RefSeq lists its product as uncharacterized. The coding region runs from base 1 to 1386 and encodes 461 amino acids. Gene Ontology annotation, biological process: CDP biosynthetic process; UDP biosynthetic process. Lineage: Eukaryota; Metazoa; Nematoda; Chromadorea; Rhabditida; Ancylostomatidae. Gene Ontology annotation, molecular function: UMP kinase activity; ATP binding. Gene Ontology annotation, cellular component: cytoplasm; nucleus. The transcript is spliced from 8 exons. The record is from RefSeq and is a predicted model, not a curated record.